Messenger RNA from Fukomys damarensis (Damara mole-rat), 1077 nucleotides. RefSeq names its product actin like 10 (gene Actl10). NCBI's taxonomy places the organism in Eukaryota, Metazoa, Chordata, Mammalia, Rodentia, Bathyergidae. The record is from RefSeq and is a predicted model, not a curated record. The transcript has a single exon. The annotation marks the transcript as partial.
GGCUCGGGCUUCACCAAGGCCGGCUUCGCGGGUGAGGACCAGCCGCGCGUAGUGCUCAAGAGCUCCAGCCUAGUGCCCAGCUGGGACCGGCCCGUGCUUCCCGGCGCCCCGGGCUGCGAGCUGGUGGGCGGCGUGUCGCGCGCACAUCCGGUGAAGCAUGGAGUGGUGGUGGACUGGGAGGCGCUGGAGGGGCUGUGGGAGCGCCUGCUGGUGGGUGGCCUGCAGGUGUGCCCGGAGCAGUGGCCUGUGCUGGUGAGUGACUCCCCUUCGGCGCCGCCCGAGGGCCGCGAGAAGGUGGCGGAGCUGCUGUUUGAGGCCCUGGAUGUGCCCGCGUGCCACGUGGCCAGCACCGCGCAGCUGGCGCUCUGUUCCGCCGGGGCGCUCAGCGGACUGGCGGUGGAGGCGGGCGCGGGCGUGUGUCACGCCACACCGAUCUACGCCGGGCACUCGUGGCUCAAGGCCAGCUUCCGGUUGGACGUGGCAGGCAGCACCCUGUCGCGCUACCUGCGAGAGCUGCUGGUGGCUGCGUGUCCCGACCUCCGACUGCAGGGCCUGCCGCGCAAGACCGUCACACAGCUCAAGAAGCGCUGUUGCUAUGUGUCGCUGGACUUCUACGGCGAUCUUCGUGACCCCGCCUGCCACCAUCCAGCCAGUUUCCAGAUGGGCAAUGGCAGUUCCGUGUCCCUCAGCAGUGAGCGCUUCCGCUGCCCAGAACCCAUCUUCCAGCCGGGUCUGCUAGGCCAGGCUGAGCCAGGACUGCCCACGCUGGCCUUCCGAGCACUGCAGAAGAUGCCCAAGAUGUUGCGGAAGCGGCUGGCCAACACCGUGGUGCUGGCCGGGGGUUCCACACUUUUCCCUGGUUUUGCUGAGCGCCUGGACCUAGAGCUGGAGGCGCAGUGCCGGCGGCACGGCUACCCGGCCCUACAGCCCCGCCUGGUGGCCAAGCCUGGGCGUGGCAUGGCUGUGUGGACUGGAGGCUCCAUGGUGGCCUCCUUGCACUCUUUCCAACGUGGCUGGAUGACCCGGGCCAUGUACCAGGAGUGUGGCUCCCGGCUGGUGCACGAAGUGUUCAACUGA